Magnusiomyces paraingens is the source of this 1854-nucleotide messenger RNA. RefSeq lists its product as uncharacterized. NCBI's taxonomy places the organism in Eukaryota, Fungi, Ascomycota, Dipodascomycetes, Dipodascales, Dipodascaceae. The coding region runs from base 1 to 1854 and encodes 617 amino acids. The transcript is spliced from 2 exons. Gene Ontology annotation, biological process: protein targeting to vacuole; retrograde transport, endosome to Golgi. Gene Ontology annotation, molecular function: phosphatidylinositol-3-phosphate binding. Gene Ontology annotation, cellular component: endosome. The record is from RefSeq and is a predicted model, not a curated record.
AUGUCGUCAUUGUUUGGGGACGAUAUAAGCCAUCAUUCUGCUGAUUUAUUUGGUUCGGGUACAAUUACAUCACAAGACCAUAAUGACCCUUGGAGUUCUAAUUCUACUGGGCUUCCGUUUUCUGUACCGACAUUACUUCAAGGAGCCCCUAUACCUGAUAUAUAUAACUCGUCUUUUAACGAUUUAUUAAAAGAAAAUUCCCCCAAUGGUUCAGAACAAUUAAAAGAUGAAGUUCCUGUUUUUGCACUUGAAAAAUUUUUUGAUCGUCUUGAAUUUCCAAUCCCUGUACGAAAGAAAAUUUACUCACUUAUCAAUAUCGAAGUUAAUCCUAUCGCCAGCAAUGCACUUAUAGACAGAGGAACUUGUAAUGUUGCUUUUGCACUUGCAGCAUUUGUACAAAAAGGUACAAGCGAAGAUAACUUAUCUCUUAAUCUUGUUGAUUUUUCCCGCAAUUCUCUCCCUGGUUUAUCUUUUUCUAAUGGCCAUGACCAAACAUUAAAUGUUCAAACUGGUAUUCCAGAUAACAAUUUACAUAAGAAUGCACCUCAGCAAAGCCAAGUAUGGCAAUCAAACAUAAAUCCUUCAAAUUAUAAUCCUCUAUCUAAAAACACUAUAUCAGUCUCACUUGUCUCUAAACGUGAAGGAGCCUUUUUUUUCAGACACGUCAAUUAUAUUGUGGAAGGUUUUGUUCCAUCAUCGUUACUGGCUUCUAUUAAUCCCACUACUAGUACUUCUAACAGCGAAUCGUUAUCUAGUGCCCAAUCUUCAGGAUUUUCAUCCUUAUCCACUUCAAAAUUUAAAGUUGUUCGUAGAUAUUCUGAUUUCUAUUGGCUUCUCGAGUCUCUGCAAAAAAAAUACCCAUUUCGAUUACUACCGAUUUUGCCCCCUAAACGUUUGUCUGUAGACGGCCGUUAUCUUUCAUCUGAUGACCAAUUUCUUGAGCGAAGAAGAAAAGGUUUACAAAGGUUUAUCAAUUUACUUAUGAAGCAUCCACUUCUUAAAAAUGAAAAGCUUGUUGCUAUAUUUUUGUCUGUCGAAACUGAGUUAAGUGUAUGGAAAUCUUCAGGAUCUACUUUAGAAUUGCAUGAAGAAUAUCAUAAUCGUAUUAUUUCACCAGAUUUCGUCAAUCUAUGGGAUGAGCACAUUCGGAUGGAACAUUGGCGUGACGUCAAACAUGCCGCAGAAGCUGCUCGUGAUACUCUAACUCAAUUUUGUGUCCUUGCUGAUCGAAUUGCAAGGCGUAACAAUGCCAUGGCUAUAGACUACAACAAAAUUUCUGGCGUUUUAAGUGCUUUUAAUCAAACCAUCCCUUUACUAUAUAAAGGAAGUGAUCAAUCUACUGCGGGUGAUUUACCUGUUAUUACUGAAACAGUUAAAAAUGUUUCAAAUUAUCUUACGACCUCUUCGGAUCUUUUACUUGAAGAGAGUAACUCUCUUGAUUCGGGACUACUUGAAGAUGUGAAAGUUCUUAGAGACACUGUUGUUUCUGUCCUUGAAAUUUUUAUAAGAUAUGAGAGAAUCGGUGGCAAUGCAAUUCCACAGUUAGAGCGCCGGAUUCAACAUAAUGAAGCUAGGCUUAAUGGUUCUGUUGGAAAUGAUGUUAGGGCUUCAGAACGAGACAAGAUUUUAAAAAUGAUAGAAUCAGAUAAACGGGCUAUAGAUUACCAAAAAAAUAGAUCUUGGCUUAUUCGGCAAACCAUUACUGAAGAACUUGAUUUGCACCAGCGUACUCAAUAUCUUAUUGCAAAAUUGCUCAGUGACUGGUCAAAUAGUGCUGUUAAAUUUGCUGAAUCGCAAUCAGAUAAUUGGACAGCUUUGACACAUGAUAUUGUCACAGAACUCCCUCUUUCUUAA